Messenger RNA from Naumovozyma castellii, 945 nucleotides. RefSeq names its product dihydroorotate dehydrogenase (gene URA1). The coding region runs from base 1 to 945 and encodes 314 amino acids. Lineage: Eukaryota; Fungi; Ascomycota; Saccharomycetes; Saccharomycetales; Saccharomycetaceae. The record is from RefSeq and is a predicted model, not a curated record. The transcript has a single exon.
AUGCCAGCCUCCCUAACUACAAAGUUUUUAAAUCAAACAUAUGAAAAUCCCCUAAUGAAUGCCUCUGGUGUUCACUGUAUGACCACCAAAGAGCUGGAUGAGCUAGCAGCUUCAAGAGCUGGAGCUUUCAUAACCAAAAGUUCGACCACUUUAGAAAGAGCAGGGAACCCAGAGCCACGUUAUGUGUCUGUUCCAUUAGGUAGUAUUAAUUCCAUGGGUUUACCAAACCAAGGUAUAGAUUACUAUUUGGAAUACGUAUUAGAGCGUCAAAGAACACAUCCAAACGAGCCAGCUAUUUUCUUCUCUGUGGCAGGUAUGAGUAUUGAUGAAAAUAUUAACAUGCUAAGGAAAAUUCAAGAUAGUGAAUUUCAUGGUAUUACUGAACUAAAUCUCUCCUGUCCUAAUGUUCCAGGUAAGCCACAAGUAGCAUACGAUUUUGAUUUGACUAAGGAAAUCUUAGAUAAAGUGUUCCAAUUCUUUAAGAAACCAUUGGGGAUUAAACUACCACCCUAUUUCGAUUUUGCCCAUUUCGAUAUAAUGGCAGGCAUCCUAAACCAAUACCCAUUAGCCUACGUCAACUCUAUAAAUAGUGUUGGUAAUGGUCUUUACAUUGACGUGGAUAAGGAGUCUGUAGUCGUGAAACCUAAGAAUGGGUUUGGUGGUAUUGGUGGUGAAUAUGUGAAGCCCACUGCACUCGCAAACGUUCGUGCCUUUUACACCAGAUUGAAUCCAAGUAUCAAGAUUGUUGGUACAGGUGGUAUUAGAACCGGUAAGGAUGUCUUCGAACAUUUGUUGUGUGGUGCCUCGAUGGUUCAAAUUGGUACUGAGUUGGUGAAGGAAGGUGUUCCAAUUUUUGAACGCUUGGAGAGGGAAUUGAAAGAAGUUAUGGACAAGAAGGGAUAUACCACCAUUGAAGAAUUCCGUGGGAAACUAAACAGUUUAUAG